GAGGCUUCGGACGGUCACGACCCGCCGCCGAGUCGCCGCCGGCCACGCGUCCGGAUAAUGUCGCCGCCGAGGACGCGGAGCUCAACGUGAACAUUGUGGAUCCGGCCGGUAGUUUCACGGAGGAGGGGAACGCACCUUGCAUCCAGCCAUGGGAGGUCAGAUCACCAGAAAUACCAUCUACGAUUCUCUGAAUGGGCCAUUUCCCGCAACAUCCCACCGAUGUCACCACAAGCCCAAGCGCUGCCUGCCCAUACAGCCAUGCGGAAGUCUGUCCUCCUUCCCUCUGCUCUUCCACCCCAGCACCAAGGGCUCGCAGAUCGUCAUGGACAUGUCCCAGAGGACCGUCAAGAGACAGGGGAGCUUCUGUAACGCCAUCACCUUCAGCAACAGACCCAUCGCUCUGUAUGAGCAAAUUCGACUGAAGAUUACUAAAAAGCAGUGCUGCUGGAGCGGUGCCCUGCGUCUCGGUUUUACAUGCAAAGACCCAUCGAGGAUCAACCCAGACACCUUGCCCAAGUACGCCUGCCCUGACCUGGUCUCCCAGAGCGGCUUCUGGGCAAAAGCCCUGCCAGAGGAGCUCUCCAAUGAGGGAAACGUCAUCUCCUUCUGGGUGGACAAGAAGGGCCGGGUAUUUUACCGAAUCAACGACUCGAGCCCCAUCCUGUUCUUCAGCGGGGUACACGUCUCUGAACCUCUGUGGGCUCUCAUAGAUGUCUAUGGCCUCACCAGGGGGGUCCAGCUGCUAGACAGUGAGAUGGUCCCUCUGGACUGCCUGCGUCCUCGUUCUUUUGCAGCCGCCCACCAGGCCUCUAUUCAGCGAAAUGGUGAUGACCCUCAGCUUUCCAUCAGCCUGUGUGACCUGAGCCUGCAGCAGCAGGAGAUGCAUCUGGAGGAAGAUGACGAGGAAGAGGAACAGCUGCAACCUUUAAGCUCCACCUCCUGCCACGUGCCCCAAAACUCUCAAAACUCACAACAGUGUUCGCUCUUGCCCAGCAACUUGGACACGGAUCUGCACUUCCACCCAGUGCACGGCAUCCAUGUUACUGUGCUGGAUAAGCACACGGUUGCGCGGCUAGAUCACCGUGGUGACGAGAGGACCCUGGUGUUCACCAGCCGGCCGAUGCGCUGCUCAGAGACUGUGUUCGUGAAGGUGAAAGCAGGCGUCACACGGCCUGGUUCUCUUUCUUAUGGCGUGACGUCCUGCGACCCAGCCAACCUGAGACCCAGUGACCUCCCAUCCAACCCAGAGUCCCUGGUUGACCGCAAGGAAUUCUGGGCCAUGUGUCGGGUGUCAUUGCCACUCCACAGUGGAGAUAUCUUGGGCUUUGUGGUGAACUCAGAUGGGGAGGUCAUGAUGAGCCAUAAUGGCAUCAGUGCAGGGAUGCAGCUGUGUGUCGAUAACUCCAGGCCACUCUGGAUGUUCUACGGUCUGCAUGGCACCAUCACACAACUCAGGAUUUUAGGCUCAUCUCUGCACCCAGACUUGCGAGGCCCGUCGGUCCCCAGCUCCCCAUCCUGUACACCCAACACCCCCACAAUGCUUUGCAGCGGCAACUCAGACACCAACCUCAACACACCCUUUAACAUCAACCUCAAUUCAAGCCUCAACUCCAACUACCACACGGUCUUUUCUUCCUCCACAGGUACAACCCCGAGCUCUCCAUUCUCCAGCCACCCAGAGUCCCCUACCUUCCCAUCCUGCUCGGGCUCGUGGAGUGACGAAUGCACCAUUUGCUACGAGAACGUGGUGGACACAGUCCUCUACGCCUGCGGGCACAUGUGUCUCUGCUACGCCUGUGGCCUCAAACUCAAGAAGAUGGCCAAUGCGUGCUGCCCCAUCUGUAGGAGGACAAUCAAAGAUAUCAUCAAGACCUACAGGAGCACGUAGGCUUGUGCUAAACAAUGUGUCGCAUCAUCAGGUUCAGCUCAAACAGGCUGUCAAAGCCAUGUAAGACUUUGUAAAGACGGACACAGCACAAGUGAAAAUGCUUGUUUGUGUGUGCAAUCUGGCUCAGGUACUUAACAGCAGGACUUUAAACUCCAUCAUUAUAACAUUGUAUCUAUGUUAUGUCUAAUGUACAUCAUUGGAAAGCUCACAGUGGUCCCGACCUGUGAGGACCCAGCAACGAGAUUCAUCAGAGACCAUCAAAAAAUACAGUGUGACCAACAGAAAUAGCGGAUUGUACCUUGACCUACUAUUGUCCAGUGAUUCUGUGAUUUGUGCAUCUGUUGAAGAGAGAGAGUAAUCUGAAGAGGCAACUGUAAGUAGUAAAAUUGUCCAGAUCUUUGGAAGAAACAAGGAGAAUAAGUCAGUGGUUUCUCCAGCUGCUCCUUCUCUGCUUGUCAGAAAGCUUUGGGUCAAGAAUCAAUUCUCUACUAAAUCUGAGAGAAAAUCAAGACAAGGUAGUUUUGAUUUCCAGAAUGUUUCCAGAUACCAGUGAGGAAUGAGUAGAAAGACAGAAAGAGAUUUUUUGGUGCUGCCGCAUUUCUAAAAUGCUCCUCCUGCAAUAAAGCACAAUAAACUGCCUAAACCGAAAGGGUAAAGAAAUCCUUAACUCAGUCAUAUAAUAAAUGAAAAGUGUUUUGUUGGAUAUUUCACUAUCUGCUGUACUUCUGUGAACUUCAAGCUAGGCCAGAUUGUGCGAAGGGUAAAAAAGUGUGAAUGUUGUCACCAUAGAAGGUCACGCUUGCGGUGAAAUGAGGAUGUAAAUCAGUGGAGAGGCAGCGAGGGAGGAGAGAGGAUGUUGUAAGUUUGGGAUGUAGACAUUGGAGGAAGGGGCACCUUUGCUGUGUGUCUGCACAUUGUUUCAGUGCAAAGAAAGAAUUUGCUCACUAAGGCAAACCAGAUACAUCAGAAGUUUGUAUGAAAGCCUGUGAAAUGUGGGACUUGCUUGGUUCGCAUGUCCUGCCUCUUGGCAGCCGUCCCCGCCAUCUCUUGCUGCUCAGUAAGCCUGCUGGAUACUGCGAUUGAACAAAAGUCAUUUAAAUAAACAUUGGUGGGCAGUGAAGUAUUUUUAAAAUGCAGAAAGAGCAUAUAAGGAUGACAAAUCAACCUCUUCAUUAUUGCGAGGAACCCAUGAAAGACUAAGUUGCAGAUGGCUUUGCUUACUUCAGGUUACACACUCCUCUUUCAUUAUGUACAUUUAAGUAAAAGAUCUUCUUUCAAUGACGACGUAUUUCAGUACACUGUGUCUUCAAGUGGAAAGAAAUUCACAUGUACAGUCAGUGACAAGGAUGUAGCUUGUUAUUGUUGGACAUUGUGAGAAUUUCAUUUGCAUAUCAGUUUCUGAGUGCUGCUCUCCGUCGGUAAAAGCGAACUCCAAGGUCAUUUUCAACUGACUAAUAUCAUGCAUUAUAUACUGCUUUGAAUUUUAAAGAAAUACAAGCUAUUUUCAGGUGUUUUUUUGCCUCGCUGAAACAUUACUCAGCAAUUUGUAAAGAAGUAAGUGCUGAUUUAUUUUUUUCAAGGUGUUGAAGCUUGUCAUUUUGCCACUGUGGACGGAAAAACUAGCAGUUAUGUUGUAAAAACUUUUGCAUCACAGUUAAGUUUUCUUGUGUGCCUUUCAAAAGAGAAGUCAGGACAAACUUUGUUCUCUUGGGCUCCUCACUAUAAAAAACAAAACAAAAAAAACAAGCAGGAAUACUGAGGUUCAUAUUCAUCUUAAAGUCACUCUUAACUGGUUGUGAUGUCGCUGACGUGAGCAGGUGUAACCACACAACCUACCAAUACAAAACUGUCGUGUUUGACUUUGAAGCAAAAAUUUCCGUGUGCUUAAUAUCAUUGUGUGAAUUUAUUCACUGCUUAAGAUGAAAAGUUUAAACAUCGCCUUGUUCCCUCUGUCACUGCUUUGCAUAAUACUGGAAUUUUCGUUGUGCUUGAGAGACGCCCAGCCUUUACACUUCUACCUGUUUUUGUUUUUCCUCCUGACCGAAUAUGACCUAGCGGAAAUAAAAUAUCGUGAAACAUUUUUGAUAGAAAAAUGAAAUUGAUGAGUGUAAUAUUAACUGUACAUUAUGAGGUUUAUUUAUUUUGUCAAUGCUACUAUAGAGAAUUAUUACUGUUUGUUUUAUAUGUAUGGCUAUAGUGUCCAAAAUGUAAGAAUAUUUAAUUGUUGCAUAGUCAAGAAUAUAGACAACAUAACUCUCCUAAAAGACUCGGUGGCUGUGUCAACUGAUUUUCACUUGAAGGAAUAGCUUUGGGAAAUACGCUUAUUCACUUUGUGGCAGCGUGUCCGACGAGAAGAUCAGUACCGCUUUCCAGUGGUGGAAUUUAACAAAGUACAUUUACUCAAGUAAUGUACUUAAGUACAGUUUUAACGUACUUGUGCUUUUACUUGAGUAUUUCCAAAUUAUACUACUUACUGUAAUACUUACUCCACCACAUUUCAGAAGGAAGCAUUACUUUUUACUUCACUACAGUUAUCUGAAAGCUGUAGUUAUUA
Xiphias gladius (swordfish) is the source of this 4442-nucleotide messenger RNA. RefSeq names its product E3 ubiquitin-protein ligase NEURL1-like. Gene Ontology annotation, cellular component: postsynaptic density; plasma membrane. Gene Ontology annotation, biological process: nervous system development; negative regulation of Notch signaling pathway. The transcript has 6 exons. Gene Ontology annotation, molecular function: ubiquitin protein ligase activity. The record is from RefSeq and is a predicted model, not a curated record. Bases 149 to 1888 code for a protein of 579 amino acids. NCBI's taxonomy places the organism in Eukaryota, Metazoa, Chordata, Actinopteri, Istiophoriformes, Xiphiidae.